AUGAAUCCACUCCUGAUGCUGGCGCUUGUGGGAGCUGCUGUUGCCCUUCCUGUUGAUGAUGGUGACAAGAUUGUUGGAGGCUACACCUGUCAGAAGAACUCCAUUCCAUACCAGGUGUCCCUGAACUCUGGCUACCACUUCUGUGGAGGCUCCCUCAUCAAUGAGCAAUGGGUGGUGACUGCAGCUCAUUGCUACAAGACGUAAGUGAUGGUUUCUUGAUUGCGUUGCUCACAGAGUGGGGCAUCUUUACACCAGGCAUCUCUAUGAGCCAGUGAGGAAGAUGUGGAGGAAGGGACCCUGGACAAUGACAUCAUGCUGAUCAAGCUGGCUUCUCCUGUGACUCUCAGUGCCCGGGUGGCCACUGUAGCUCUGCCCACCUCCUCUGUACCUGCUGGCACUCAGUGCCUCAUCUCUGGCUGGGGCAACACCCUCAGCUUUGGGGAGCUUUAUCCAGACCUGCUCCAGUGCCUAGAGGCACCCGUGUUGACUCAGGCUGAAUGUAAAGCUGCCUAUCCCGGAAAGAUCACUGAUAACAUGUUCUGUGCUGGCUUCCUUGCAGGAGGCAAGGAUUCCUGCCAGGGUGACUCUGGUGGCCCUUUGGUCUGCAAUGGAGAGCUCCAGGGCAUUGUCUCCUGGGGCUAUGGCUGUGCCUUGGCAGAUAACCCUGGUGUGUACACCAAGGUCGUCAACUAUGUGGACUGGAUUCAGAGCACCAUUGCUUCGGAGUAG
Cricetulus griseus (Chinese hamster) is the source of this 729-nucleotide messenger RNA. The record is from RefSeq and is a predicted model, not a curated record. Lineage: Eukaryota; Metazoa; Chordata; Mammalia; Rodentia; Cricetidae.